Molecule: messenger RNA, 1175 nt
Organism: Prionailurus viverrinus (fishing cat)
Lineage: Eukaryota; Metazoa; Chordata; Mammalia; Carnivora; Felidae
Gene: CERS1
Product: ceramide synthase 1
Exons: 6
Coding region: 1-969 (322 amino acids)
Biological process (GO): ceramide biosynthetic process
Cellular component (GO): membrane
Molecular function (GO): sphingosine N-acyltransferase activity
Source: RefSeq, a predicted model, not a curated record
AUGGCGGCAGCCGGGACAGCGGCGGGGACAGCGGGACCCGAGCCCAUGCCGAGCUACGCGCAGCUGGUGCAGCGCGGCUGGGGCAGCGCGCUGGCGGCGGCGCGGGGCUGCGCGGACUGCGGCUGGGGGCUGGCGCGCCGCGGCCUGGCCGAGCACGCGCACCUGGCGCCGCCCGAGCUGCUGCUGCUGGCGCUCGGCGCGCUCGGCUGGACGGCGCUGCGCUCGGCGGCCACCGCGCGCCUCUUUCGGCCCCUGGCCAAGCGGUGUCGCCUCCAGCCUAGAGAUGCCGCCAAGAUGCCUGAGAGCGCCUGGAAGUUUCUCUUCUACCUGGGUGCCUGGAGCUACAGCGCCUACCUGCUCUUCGGCACCGACUACCCCUUCUUUCACGACCCACCCUCUGUGUUCUACGACUGGACGUCGGGCAUGGCGGUACCACGGGACAUCGCAGCCGCCUACCUGCUGCAGGGAAGCUUUUACGGCCAUUCCAUCUAUGCCACGCUGUACAUGGACGCCUGGCGCAAGGACUCAGUGGUCAUGCUCGUCCACCAUGUGGUCACCCUGGUCCUCAUCGUCUCCUCCUAUGCCUUCCGCGACGUGCAGCUGGAAUUUACCAAGCUCAAUGUCUACUUCAAGUCUCGCGGAGGCUCCCACCACAGGCUCCACGCGCUGGCCUCCGACCUGGGCUGCCUCAGCUUCUGCCUCAGCUGGUUCUGGUUCCGCCUCUACUGGUUCCCGCUCAAGGUUCUGUACGCCACGUGUCACUGCAGCCUGCGCUCAGCGCCUGACAUCCCCUUCUACUUCUUCUUCAAUGCGCUCCUUCUGUUGCUCACCCUCAUGAACCUCUACUGGUUCCUGUACAUCGUGGCCUUUGCUGCCAAGGUGCUGACGGGCCAGGUACGCGAACUGAAGGACGUCCGGGAAUACGACGCGGCAGAGGCCCAGAGCCCCAAGGCCAGCAAAGCUGAGUGAGUGUGGAGGGGCCGCCGCCCCAGUUCAUUCCUUUAGCCACGUCCGUCCGGCCCCGCGCUCUGUGGGCCGGCCCCGGAGACAAGGCAGCGGAUGAUGUCGCCACGCCACGGACGCUGCAUCCAAAAGAGCCUGCAUCCAAGAGAGACUGUAAUAAAGGCAUGGAUGAUGUAGCAACAGAGUUAGAUGCUGCAAGGACAGACGGGAAG